Molecule: messenger RNA, 2712 nt
Organism: Leptopilina heterotoma
Lineage: Eukaryota; Metazoa; Arthropoda; Insecta; Hymenoptera; Figitidae
Gene: Sugb
Product: major facilitator superfamily domain-containing protein 6
Exons: 11
Coding region: 490-2172 (560 amino acids)
Cellular component (GO): membrane
Molecular function (GO): transmembrane transporter activity
Source: RefSeq, a predicted model, not a curated record
GAUAUAGACAUGGUUGACAAAUUUCAUAGAAAUCUGACAUAUGUCAGCUGAUUUUGACAAAUUUUGACAGUGAUACUGAUAAAAUAUACAUUUUUUAUACUGCAUCUUAUUUUAAGUCUUUAAGUGUUUUUUAUAAAAUAUAAUCAAUUAGAUUUUCAACAACUUUUACACCGCAUGACAUAUAAUUUACAACUUUUAACAAUAAUUCGUAAAAGACGUGCGAAAGAUUAUUUGAGGUUAUAAAGAAGGAUUAAAGGUUUACCACAUUACUGAAAUUGAAACAAAGAUAUAAAGAAAAUGGAUUUAUUUACAAAUUGAGAUAAAUAAAAUAAUUAAGACUUUCUGACUAAUAAAAUAGAAUUUGUAACUUGAUCCGAUAUAACGAGCAUGGAGAUAUGUGGGCGGACACGCUAUUUGAUACUUAAAAAAUAAUAAUACAAUAAGACUUAUCUAAUGAGGUAUAUUUAUAGGCGAUAGACUAUCGUAAUCAUGAUAGAGAAUAUUAAUAGGGAUUUGGUUCCUAUCAAGGCACAUUAUUUUCUUUACAAUGCCGCUACCGGGUGCAUUGUACCAUUUUUACCAACUCUCGCAAAGCAAUUGGGCUUUUCUGGAAUUCUCGUGGGCACUGUUUACACAAUAUUGCCAAUCUCCGGACUAAUUGCAAAACCAUUAUUUGGAAGUCUUGCUGACAAGUACAAACUUCAUAAAUCGUUUUUUCUCUUUUUCCAAGCUUUCUUGACUAUAAGCUUUUUUACAAUGCACUUUAUACCUGAAGUUGUGACGAGUGCAGACACUAGAUUAAAAUGUGAUAAUUCCGAAGCUUUCCUUGAACUUUGUCCGGAGAAAUUAUUUUCACAGGAUGUUCUCAAUAAUGUUAUCAGCUCGAACAAAUCCGAAGGCGACUGUCAAAUAAGCUGUCAGAGUCUUUCGAUAAUUAACGACACUGUCUGUACUCAUUGGCAUCUUUGUAAUCCCGAUGGAAUUCCUUUUAAUUUCACUGCCCAUUAUGAUAUAUAUCACAAUUUACCGUUGAAACAUUGCGUUAAUGUAAAAGUUGAGAAGGCAAUAUUUUCGGAUGGUCAAUCAACAAGACGACUCUGUGAGUCUCGAGUUUCGACACCAUGCAGAAUUUCCUGUUCGAAACAUCCUCCGAUGGAUAAUUUGAUACGUCAGACGAAAAAUUCCACCAGCUUUUCACAAACUUCGACAUAUCAGUUUAAUUUAUUUUUGUGGGCAUCUAUCACUAGUUGGAUUGGAAUGGCUGUGGUCGUUAGUUUAGGAGAUGCCAUUUGCUUUAAUCUUCUUGGUGAAGACAAACGGAAAGAAUAUGGUAAACAGAAAAUGUGGGGCAGCAUUGGUUUUGGAAUAUUUGGAAUAAGCGCCGGAUACUUAGUAGACGUUUUUAGUCGAGACGAGACUAAUAAGGAUUACACUUGCAUUUUUUACAUUAUGCUCGUUGCGAUGAUAUUUGACAUGAUUGUCUCGGCGACACUGACAAAAAGAAGUCUGGAUCCUGGAGAGAGUGAACCAUCCGUACUGUGGGAAUUAUGGUCCCUGAUGAGAGAAGGAAGAAUUCUUGUUUUUGCCUUCUGGUGUAUCGGCUCGGGAAUGUGUACUGGAGUUGUCUGGAAUUUUCUUCUAUGGUACACUGAGGAAUUGGUACCAGCCGAUGCAAUUUGGCUGAAAACUUUACAGGGACUCGUUAUUGGAGUUGAAAAUUUCCUCGGCGAAUUGCCAUUUAAUUUUAUAUCGGGCACUGUCUUAAGAAAAUUGGGUCACAUCAACGUUAUGAGCCUUGUUUUACUCGUUUACGCCAUCAGAUUUAUGGCCUACAGUAUAACCACAAAUGCCUGGUGGAUUAUUCUUCUAGAAGUACUUCACGGACCAUCCACUGGACUUUGCUGGCCGGCAAUGGUUUCUUAUGGUGACAAAGUUGCUCCUUCGGGGACAAAGGCAACAAUUCAGGGAGUAGUUGGAGCAAUAUUCGAAGGCGUUGGCGUAUCGGCGGGUAGUUUACUUUGUGGAUACUUAAUGGACGAAUACAAGGGCGCUGUUACUUUCAGAAUUUUCUCCGGUGGAGCUCUCAUUUGGUUGACAAUUUACUGGAUUUUGCAAUUAUUACUUCGUAAAGCAAAAGCCUAUCCCUUACAACAGGGUCAUAGUCGUGAGUAAUUACGAUUGUGAUGCAUGCAAAUUACCUAGCUUCCAUUGCACGAUUUAGCGAGUUACGCACCCCCGAAUGAUGCCAUACUCAUGACAAUGAGUCAAGAACUUCAAACGUACUAAAUACACAAAUACCUGCUGCCUCAGAAACACAAAGAAAAAUGUAUCAAAUUCUUUUCUGUAUGAACAUAGUCAUACAAUUACAAAAAAAAAUACAAACACAUUUUUUCCCCGUGCCCGGAAAAACAAAACCAAAAGACCAAAGUUCAUAAACAUAAACAAUACUCUCUCGCAAAAUAGGGAAGCUUUUAACAAUCGUUUGCUAUUUGUUUAAUUUUCAUUGUUUAUAGAUUUUUUCAUCAUUAUUAAUUAUUAAUUAUUAAAUGUUAAAUAAUUUACAAUCAAUGGUACAAAUAUAAUUUGUGCGUAUUCACGUGUGAUAUUCGACAGAUUCUUUUUUCUUUUUUAAUCGUUCAGUAUUAUACACGAAUUUUAAUCAUUUGUUUUGCAAAUACAUUGUUUUUUUAUAGUAAAAAAUGAUUUUCCAUA